CUGGUGCUUGCUUAAAAUGGCUCGACGGGUGCUGCUCAGUCGGUUGUCGGCUACCAAGCGUCGAACUUGUAUUUUUCGUGCUUCUUCUCCAACAGUUCUAUUACAGUGGCGUGCUAACACCAUGUUGAGUACAGAGAAACCCACAUCAGUGGUUAUGAUUCCACAAGGAAUCGCCGUAGCAACUACAGCCGCAGUAGCUGCAGCAAAAACUUUCAAACCACCGAUGCCAACAGCAGCACGUUGCUUUGCAGUACAAAAACACGCAGAGCUCAGUGUUGAGGAGCAAUACGAGGAAUGUAUUAGUGAUCUAAAUACGCUGCAAUCGAAUGCGAUAACGAUACGUCGCUCAAUUUUGCUGAAUAAUAAACAACUACCACUAACCGAUAUGUAUAAGUAUAUGGAGCGAAGCGGCCUUAGUUUGGAAGAAUUGGAGAAGCUACCUUUCAUACACGUGUCUGGCACCAAGGGGAAGGGCUCAACUUGUGCUUUAACCGAAUCCAUACUCCGUGCACAUGGCGUCAAAACCGGCUUCUUCAGUUCACCACAUUUGCUAUCAGUGACAGAGAGACUACGGCUCAACGGCCAAUCUAUAUCGAAACAGAAGUUUGUGCGUACCUUUAGAAGGGUCUAUGAUCGCCUACGCAACCGACAACAGUACGAGGGUGAUAUGCCGGCAUAUUUCAAGUUCCUGACGAUACUUAGUUUUCAUGUAUUCCUCGAAGAAAAGGUGCAGGUCAUCAUAAUGGAGGUUGGCAUUGGCGGCGAAUUGGACUGCACGAAUGUGAUAAGAAAUACCCAAACAAUCGGCAUUACAUCACUCGGCCUCGAACAUACACAUCUGCUUGGCGAUACUCUGCAUGAAAUCGCGUGGCAAAAGGCGGGCAUAAUCAAAGACAACGCAGAUGUUUACACAUCUGUAACACAAAAGGAGUGCCUAGACGUGAUCAACGAGCGGGUGAAAGAGCACAAUGCCAAUUUACACAUAGUUCCUGAAUAUCGAAAAUAUUUCCGCAGACCAAAAAUUGAAGAGAUGCUCGCUAAUCUCAAUGAGGUCAUACAACUUAAUGGUUCUUUGGCCAUACAACUUGCCUACGAUUGGUUACGCAAGAAUGGCUAUUCACGCUAUAAACAAAUCGAGCCUACAGAGCUAACAAGCGAAGUGGAAAGAGGUUUGCAGCAGUGCAAUUGGCCGGGACGUUGCCAAAUUUCAUGCAUUGAAAAUUUUAACUUCCACAUCGACGGCGCACACACCGUGGAGAGCAUACGCGUUUGCUGUGACUGGUUUAAGCGUGUAACCGAGAAGAGCACCAAUCCGCGUAUUCUCAUUUUCAAUACAACCGGCGAACGUGAUUCGCGUCGCCUACUCGAGGUUCUGUAUGCAAGCAAUGAGUUCGCGAUCGCUUGCUUUGCACCUAACAUUUCCUCUGGCGCAUCAAAUCAUAACGACAACACUUCGGUUUAUAGCAUUACCGAACAGCUGAAGCGUGCGCGUCUGCACUCGAGCAUUUGGUAUCAAUUCUGUAUGGAGUCGGAGGAAGCGGAUACGUCGAAAACAUUCGGUUCGAUCCUCGAUUGUCUGCAGCAUUUGCGUGCGGUUUAUGACACACAACAGCCAGUGGAUGUGUUGGUUACCGGUUCGUUACAUCUGAUUGGCGCUACAAUGGCGGCAUUCAAAGAUUUUCAGCACAGAUCUGUUGCGCAUGCGUAGAGUAUGAUUAACAUACAUUUGUAGUUUAAAAAAUAUUCGCGUAUGCUCGGCAUAUCGAUUCCGAAAAUUUUGCUCUGAAUCGUAGAGAAAAACGGGCGUCCUUUUGAUUCCGAAUCAUACAUUUUGGUUUCAAAAGUAUUGCCGCUAAGUCGUCGGAAUCGAUUCGAUCAUACUUAGAAUUUCAAAAAACCAACAGAUAAAGGUGGAAGUGCUCCACAAGUUACAUAUCAUAAAAUUUA
Messenger RNA from Anastrepha ludens (Mexican fruit fly), 1947 nucleotides. RefSeq names its product folylpolyglutamate synthase, mitochondrial (gene Fpgs1). Lineage: Eukaryota; Metazoa; Arthropoda; Insecta; Diptera; Tephritidae. Gene Ontology annotation, molecular function: tetrahydrofolylpolyglutamate synthase activity; ATP binding. The coding region runs from base 17 to 1708 and encodes 563 amino acids. Gene Ontology annotation, cellular component: cytosol; cytoplasm; mitochondrion. The record is from RefSeq and is a predicted model, not a curated record. Gene Ontology annotation, biological process: tetrahydrofolylpolyglutamate biosynthetic process. The transcript is spliced from 7 exons.